Molecule: messenger RNA, 1582 nt
Organism: Hyaena hyaena (striped hyena)
Lineage: Eukaryota; Metazoa; Chordata; Mammalia; Carnivora; Hyaenidae
Gene: HOMER3
Product: homer scaffold protein 3
Exons: 10
Coding region: 225-1304 (359 amino acids)
Biological process (GO): G protein-coupled glutamate receptor signaling pathway; regulation of store-operated calcium entry
Cellular component (GO): postsynaptic density; dendrite; cytoplasm
Molecular function (GO): G protein-coupled glutamate receptor binding
Source: RefSeq, a predicted model, not a curated record
GAGCAGGCCUAGUAUACCCAAAUCUGCCCUUACAGGGUCUACUCUUGCUCUCCAUUUUACAGAAGAAACUGAGGCCCAGAAAGGGGCAGGUGACUUGUCCAGGGUCCAGCCUUGAUCCAUGAUGCGGAUGAGAGAGACAAGUUACAAGGAAAAACAAGCCUGAAACCGCAGCUCCUGUCGUCCUUCUGGCUGCCUCUCGGAGCCCACCCAGCCCAGCCUGACCAAUGUCCACAGCCAGGGAGCAGCCCAUCUUCAGCACAAGGGCGCACGUGUUUCAGAUUGACCCGACCACCAAGCGGAACUGGAUCCCAGCGGGCAAGCACGCGCUCACUGUCUCCUACUUCUAUGAUGCCACCCGCAAUGUCUACCGAAUCAUCAGCAUUGGGGGUGCCAAGGCCAUCAUCAAUAGCACUGUCACCCCCAACAUGACGUUUACCAAAACCUCCCAGAAGUUUGGACAGUGGGCAGACAGUCGCGCCAACACUGUCUAUGGCCUUGGCUUUGCUUCUGAGCAGCAUCUGACCCAGUUUGCUGAGAAGUUCCAGGAAGUAAAGGAAGCAGCGAGGCUGGCAAGGGAGAAAUCUCAGGAUGGGGGGGAGCUCACCAGUCCAGCCCUGGGACUCACUUCCCACCAGGUGCCCCCGAGUCCUCUCGUCAGCGCCAACGGCCCCGGUGACGAGAAACUGUUCCGUAGCCAGAGCGCGGACGUCCCCGGCCCCGCAGAGCGCGAGCGGCUCAAGAAGAUGCUCUCCGAGGGCUCCGUGAGCGAGGUGCAGUGGGAGGCCGAGUUCUUCGCGCUGCAGGACAGCAACAACAAGUUGGCGGGCGCCCUGCGAGAAGCCAACGCCGCCGCCGCCCAGUGGCGGCAGCAGCUGGAGGCCCAGCGUGCAGAGGCUGAAAGGCUGCGGCAGCGGGUAGCAGAGCUGGAGGCCCAGGCAGCCACCGAGCCACCCUCAGUGAGUGAGAAGGAAGGGCCAGGCCAGUCAUUGGAGCAGCUGGAGGCACUAGUGCAGACCAAGGACCAGGAGAUCCAGACACUGAAGAGCCAGACCGGUGGGCCCCGGGAGGCCCCGGACACCACUGAGCGCGAGGAGACGCAGCAGAAGGUGCAGGACCUGGAGACCCGCAACGCCGAGCUGGAGCAUCAGCUGCGGGCGACGGAGCGCAGCCUGGAGGAGGCGCGGGCCGAGCGGGAGCGGGCGCGGGCUGAGGUGGGCCGGGCCGCACAGCUGCUGGACGUCAGGCUGUUUGAGCUGAGCGAGCUGCGAGAGGGCCUUGCCCGGCUGGCAGAGGGCACGCCCUAACCUGGCCACAGGGUCUGCGUGGGAGCGGGGCCUGUAGGGGCUGGUUUUAUACCAUGAUUCCCGCCCGGGGCACGAGCCGGGCUGCAGGCGGCACAGUGGGCCGUUCACCCUGGCAGGGACUGGGAGCCCAGCUCAGCCCGGGGAGGGCCUGGCCAUAAUGCCCCAGCUGGCCCUGGCCGCUCACAGCUCAGGGGCUAUUUGGGGGGCUUUUCAUUGUGUAGAAUUUCUAGAAUCCCCAGGGCACGUGCUGGUGCCCACAUUACAUUUCUAAGAGUGGC